AUGUUGUUCUUCCUAGUUGACCAUGUGGUUCCUGAGCACGGGACAAGCCUGCUGGCUGCUUUUGAUCAAUGGAGGGAGUGGGCGGACAGCAAGUCCUGCUGCGACUAUUCUCUGCACGUGGACAUCACGGAGUGGCACAAGGGCAUCCAGGAGGAGAUGGAAGCGCUGGUGAAGGACCACGGUGUAAACUCCUUCCUCGUGUACAUGGCUUUCAAAGAUCGAUUCCAGCUGACGGACUCCCAGAUCUAUGAAGUGCUGAGCGUCAUCCGGGAUAUUGGUGCCAUAGCUCAAGUCCAUGCAGAGAAUGAAAGCAAGCCCAAGAACGUAGGACAGCUUUGGGAGCUGAACACCAGUGUGGGAAUCCAGAGGGCCUGGUGUUCUGGACAUGUGCUGAGCCGACCAGAGGAGGUCGAGGCUGAAGCCGUUAACCGCUCCGUCACCAUUGCCAAUCAGACCAACUGCCCCCUGUAUGUCACCAAAGUGAUGAGCAAGAGCGCGGCUGACGUCAUCGCCCAGGCACGGAAGAAGGGAACCGUGGUGUAUGGCGAGCCCAUCACGGCCAGCUUGGGGACGGAUGGCUCUCAUUACUGGAGUAAGAACUGGGCCAAGGCGGCUGCUUUUGUCACCUCCCCUCCCUUGAGCCCCGACCCAACCACUCCAGACUUUCUCAACUCCUUGCUGUCCUGUGGAGAUCUCCAAGUCACAGGCAGUGCCCACUGUACCUUCAACACUGCUCAGAAGGCUGUGGGGAAGGACAACUUCACCUUGAUUCCUGAGGGCACCAACGGCACAGAGGAGCGGAUGUCUGUUAUCUGGGAUAAAGCUGUGGUCACUGGGAAGAUGGAUGAGAACCAGUUUGUGGCUGUGACCAGCACCAACGCAGCCAAAGUCUUCAACCUUUACCCUCGAAAGGCCGCAUCGCAGUGGGAUCUGACGCAGACUUGGUCAUCUGGGACCCUGACAGCGUGAAGACCAUCUCUGCCAAGACACACAACAGUGCUCUUGAGUACAACAUCUUUGAAGGCAUGGAGUGCCGUGGCUCCCCACUGGUAGUCAUCAGCCAGGGCAAGAUUGUCUUGGAGGAUGGCACGCUUCAUGUCACUGAAGGCUCAGGGCGCUACAUCCCUCGGAAGCCCUUCCCUGACUUUGUGUACAAGCGCAUCAAGGCAAGGAGCAGGCUGGCCGAGCUGAGGGGGGUCCCGCGUGCCUGUAUGAUGGACCCGUGUGCGAGGUGUCUGUGACACCCAAGACAGUCACUCCAGCCUCAUCAGCUAAGACAUCCCCUGCCAAGCAGCAGGCGCCACCGGUUCGGAACCUGCACCAGUCUGGAUUCAGCUUGUCUGGAGCUCAGAUCGACGACAACAUUCCCCGCCGCACCACCCAGCGCAUCGUGGCGCCCCCUGGUGGCCGUGCCAACAUCACCAGCCUGGGCUAAAGCCCCUAGGCCUGUAGGGCCACCUGGGGAUGGGGGAUGGACACCUGAGGACAUUCUGAGACUUCCUUCCUUCCAUUUUUUUUUUUUUUUUUAAAGAGCCUGUGAUAGUUGCUGUGGGCAGCCAGUUCCUGGGGCUUCCUCUUGGGCCCCCCACACACACUUGGUUUCCCCUUGGAGUUUCUGAAUUCGCUCACCCAAGUCCCCUACACAGUUACGAACACCACACCCAAGCCUAGCCACCCACCCCACACGGAGCUGCAUCUAACACGCAGACAUGCGCCACCAAGCAGAUCCCAGCGAGGGUCCCCGUCACACCCUCGGCUGCACCUUCCUGUCCUGGGAAGAUAGAGUGAAUUGCCCUGAGCUGCCUUCUUUUCUUUUUAAAGAUUUU
Peromyscus leucopus (white-footed mouse) is the source of this 1826-nucleotide messenger RNA. Its product is annotated as dihydropyrimidinase-related protein 2-like. The transcript is spliced from 12 exons. Gene Ontology annotation, cellular component: cytosol. The coding region runs from base 1 to 969 and encodes 322 amino acids. Gene Ontology annotation, molecular function: hydrolase activity, acting on carbon-nitrogen (but not peptide) bonds, in cyclic amides. The record is from RefSeq and is a predicted model, not a curated record. NCBI's taxonomy places the organism in Eukaryota, Metazoa, Chordata, Mammalia, Rodentia, Cricetidae.